AAUCUGUCUGUGGCAGACUUUUUAAUGUGUCUCUACUUGUUCCUCAUCGCUGGUCACGAUGUAGCUUUCCGUGGAGAAUAUAUUCGUCAUGACGUCACUUGGAGGCAUAGCUGGCAGUGUACUUUGGCAGGAAUGCUGAGCACCAUCAGCAGCGAAGCUUCUAUUUUUAUUAUGAGUAUUAUUACAGCUGACAGGUACCUGUCAAUUGUUUAUCCUCUCAUGCUAAGACGUCGAACUCUACUCUUCGCCGGAUCCUGUGUCGCAGCAAGCUGGACAGCCGCUGUCACAAUCGCCAUUCUGCCCGCCCUGAAUCUCGGCUACUUUGGAGAUGAAUUCUAUGGCAAUAAUGGCGUCUGUCUGCCACUGCAAAUACAUGAUCCUUUUUCUCGCGGAUGGGAGUACUCAUUGAUAGUGUUCUGCGGUUUGAACUCUGUCGCAUUUAUAUUCAUAUCCUAUGCUUAUGUUACGAUGUUUAUAACAAUAAGUAGAUCAAAGCUUGGGUUAAGAUCUUCACAACAACAGCAAGACAGAACAAUUGCCAAACGUUUCGCUUUCAUUGUAGCAACGGAUCUUUUAUGCUGGGUCCCCAUCAUCGUUAUCAAGAUCUUGGCUAUUGCAGGAGUAAAAAUAUAUUCUGAGCUGUACGCAUGGGUGGCAGUUUUCAUGCUGCCUAUUAAUUCAGCUUUGAAUCCUGUUCUUUAUACACUAACUACAAAACUAUUCAAGCAACAACUUGCAAGAAUAGUAUAUACUUGGCGAGCCGGAGGAGUGCCUGUUGCGAGUCCAGCAGACUCAUCUGGCAUCUCAUUAUCUUCCGUUCCAUACAAUGCUAGAUGCUCGAAGAAUAGCGUCUCUAUUACUACGUCCGAU
Molecule: messenger RNA, 870 nt
Organism: Stegodyphus dumicola
Lineage: Eukaryota; Metazoa; Arthropoda; Arachnida; Araneae; Eresidae
Biological process (GO): activation of adenylate cyclase activity; hormone-mediated signaling pathway; adenylate cyclase-activating G protein-coupled receptor signaling pathway
Cellular component (GO): plasma membrane
Molecular function (GO): G protein-coupled peptide receptor activity; protein binding
Source: RefSeq, a predicted model, not a curated record